AUGGCGGCGGGGUCGGGUGGGAGUGGGGGGUCCGGGGGAGGCCCCGGGCCGGGGCCCGGUGGGGGUGGAGGCCCCGGCGGGAGCGGCCCAGGCCCGGGGUCUGGCGCGGCUUUGGGCAGCGGCGGGGAGCUGCACCCGCGCACGGGGCGCCUGGUCAGCCUGUCGGCCUGCGGGCGCACGGCGCGGCGGCAGCAGCCGGGCCAGGAGUUUAACCACGGGCUGGUGUUGAGCCGGGAACCCUUGCGCGAUGGACGCGUCUUCACCGUCCGCAUCGACCGCAAGGUCAACUCCUGGAGUGGCUCCAUUGAGAUUGGGGUGACGGCACUGGACCCCAGUGUGCUGGACUUCCCGAGCAGCGCCACAGGGCUGAAGGGGGGUUCGUGGGUAGUGUCGGGCUGCUCGGUGCUGAGGGAUGGACGUUCUGUGCUGGAGGAGUAUGGUCAGGACCUGGACCAGCUUGGCGAAGGGGACCGUGUGGGCGUGGAGCGCACAGCGGCCGGCGAGCUGCGGCUCUGGGUGAAUGGGCGGGAUUGUGGUGUGGCUGCCACAGGCCUGCCUGCUCGCGUCUGGGCCGUCGUGGACCUUUACGGCAAGUGCACCCAAGUCACUGUGCUGCCCCCGGAGCCAGGCUUCAGCUCCCCCACUCCCAUCCCCACACCUCUCCUCGAGCCCUCCGCUGCCCCCGAAGAUUCUGCCUUGGCUGAGCAGGGGACCUCUCGGGAUGAAGACUUUGCCGGCAUGGAGCUGUCUGAGGUGGUGAGCAACGCCAUCCUGUCGGCCUAUAACGGGGGGCUCCUCAAUGUGAACCUGAGCUCCCCACCAGCGGGGGAAGCGCUAGGGCCCAGCUGUGCCGCCACCUCACCCGUCCUCACGUCCAAUGACGCCCUGCUCUUCCACGAGAAGUGCGGGACGCUCAUCAAACUCAGCAACAACAACAAGACGGCGGAGCGGCGCCGGCCCCUGGAUGAAUUCAACAACGGGGUCGUCAUGACCAACCGCCCGCUCCGAGACAACGAGAUGUUUGAGAUCCGCAUCGACAAGCUCGUGGAUAAGUGGUCGGGCUCCAUUGAGAUGGGCGUCACCACGCACAACCCCAACAGUUUGGAAUACCCAGCCACCAUGACCAAUCUGCAGUCAGGCACCAUCAUGAUGAGCGGCUGCGGGAUCCUCACCAACGGCAAGGGCACCCGCCGGGAGUACUGUGAGUUUAGCCUGGAUGAGCUGCAGGAGGGCGACCACAUUGGUCUCACAAGGAAGUCCAACUCUGCCCUCCACUUCUUCAUUAACGGCAUCGAUCAAGGCGUGGCCACCCCAUUGACGCCCCCAGUGGUGUAUGGUGUGGUAGACUUGUAUGGGAUGGCAGUGAAGGUGACCAUCGUCCACAAUAACAACCACAGCGACCGUCUGCGCAGGAACAAUGCCAUCCUGCGGGCGCUGUCCCCUGAGGGUGCCCUCCGCCGAGCUGCUCCCGCUGCCCAGGCCGAACCCGAGCGGCUGCUCUUCCACCCCAACUGUGGGCAGAAGGCAGCCAUCACCCACGAGGGACGCACUGCUCUGAGGCCCCAUGCCACCGAUGACUUCAAUCAUGGCGUGGUGCUGAGCAGCAGAGCCCUGCGGGACGGAGAGGUAUUCCAGGUGCGCAUCGACAAGAUGGUGGACAAAUGGGCUGGCUCCAUUGAGAUUGGUGUCACCACCCACAACCCUGCCUACCUCCAAUUGCCCUCCACCAUGACCAACUUGCGUUCUGGGACCUGGAUGAUGACUGGGAACGGGGUGAUGCACAAUGGGACAACCAUCUUGGAUGAAUAUGGGCACAACCUGGACCGCCUCAAGGCAGGGGACACGGUGGGCGUGGUUCGCAGGGAGGAUGGGACUCUCCACUUCUUUGUCAACGGGAUGACGCAGGGCCCCGCCGCCUGGAACGUGCCCCCGGGCGUCUAUGCUGUUGUGGAUCUCUACGGCCAGGCUGCCCAGGCCACCAUUGUGGACGACGUGGAGGUGAUUCCGGUCCCUGAGCCACUCCCUGAGGGGAACAACCAGGCGUCUCCCAGCUCCCCAUCGUCGGGGGCGGGGGGCUCUGACCUCCGCUUCCACCAGCUGCACGGCAGCAACGCGGUCAUCACGAACGGGGGCCGCACUGCGCUCCGCCACAACUGCCGCAGCGAGUUCAACGACGCCAUUGUUAUCUCCAACCGGGCCCUGCGGGACGGCGAGCUGUUUGAGAUUGUCAUUCAGAAGAUGGUGGACCGCUGGUCAGGCUCCAUUGAGGCUGGAGUGACUGCUAUCCGGCCAGAGGACCUGGAAUUCCCCAACACUAUGACCGACAUUGACUACGAUACUUGGAUGCUGAGUGGCACAGCCAUCAUGCAAGAUGGCAACACGAUGCGCAACAACUACGGGUGCGACCUCGACGCGCUGGGCACAGGCGCCCGCAUCGGCAUGAUGCGCACCUCCAAGGGCGACCUGCACUACUUCAUCAACGGCCAGGACCAGGGCGCCGCCUGCUCAGGCUUGCCCCCGGGUAAAGAGGUGUAUGCGGUAGUGGAUCUCUAUGGCCAGUGCGUCCAAGUGUCCAUCACCAAUGCCACCGGCCCCAUGGACAACAGCCUGGCAACCAGCAACACCGCUACCGAGAAGUCAUUCCCCCUGCUCUCCCCAGUGGCCGGCGUGGCUCACCGGUUCCACAGUGUUUGCGGCAAGAAUGUCACUCUGGAGGAAGAUGGCACAAAGGCGGUGCGGGCAGCUGGCUAUGCUCACGGCCUUGUCUUUAGCACCAAGGAGCUCAAGGCGGAGGAAGUGUUUGAGGUGAAAGUGGAAGAGCUGGACGAGAAGUGGGCGGGCUCCCUGCGGAUAGGGCUGACGACACUGGCACCAGGGGAGAUGGGGCCCGGAGCAGGUGGCGGCCCCGGGGUGCCUCCCUCCCUGCCAGAGCUCCGGACAAAGACCACCUGGAUGGUGUCCAGCUGUGAAGUGCGGCGUGACGGGCUGCUCCAGAGGAUGAACUACGGCCGGAACCUAGAGAGGCUGGGGGUGGGGAGCCGUGUGGGCAUUCGCCGGGGGGCAGAUGACUCGAUGCACAUCCUGGUGGAUGGCGAGGACAUGGGGCCUGCAGCCACUGGCAUUGCCAAGAACGUGUGGGCUGUGUUGGAUCUCUACGGGCCGGUGCGGAGCGUGUCUAUCGUCAGCUCCACGAGGCUGGAGGAGCCCGAAGGCACCCAGCCCCCCUCCCCCAGCUCCGACACUGGAAGUGAAGGCGAUGAAGAUGAGGACGAGGAGCACGGCCUGGGAGGCGAGGACCAAGUGGCCGUUAUGCCUACAGCCCUUGAAUUCCUGGAGAACCAUGGGAAGAACAUCCUCCUGUCCAACGGGAACCGCACAGCCACCCGGGUGGCCAGCUACAACCAGGGCAUCGUUGUGAUCGGCCAGCCCCUGGUGCCCCAGCUGCUGGUCCAGGUGCGGAUAGACUUCCUGAACCGCCAGUGGACAUCUUCCCUUGUCCUGGGAGUCAUCACCUGCCCGCCCGAGAGGCUGAACUUCCCUGCUUCUGCCUGUGCCCUUAAACGGGCAGCCUGGCUGCUGCGGGGCCAUGGGGUCUUCCACAACGGCCUCAAGAUCUGUGAGAAGUUUGGGCCAAAUCUGGACACGUGUCCUGAAGGCACCGUCCUGGGACUGCGGCUCGACAGCUCUGGGGGACUGCACCUCCAUGUCAACGGGACGGACCAGGGGGUGGCUGUGCCCGAUGUCCCCCAGCCCUGCCGCGCGCUCGUGGACCUCUACGGGCAGUGUGAGCAGGUGACAAUUGUGAGCCCUGAACCAGGAGCUGCCAGUUUGAAGAGUACUGGAACCCAAGGGGACAUGGAGAAAGCUGACAUGGUGGAUGGGAUCAAGGAGAGCAUAUGCUGGGGCCCACCGUCUGCUGCCAGCCCUCUCAAGAGCUGCGAGUACCAUGCCCUUUGCUCCCGAUUCCAAGAACUGCUGCUGCUUCCUGAGGAUUAUUUCAUGCCUCAACCAAAGCGGAGCCUGUGCUACUGUGAGUCUUGCCGGAAGAUGCGCGGGGACGAAGCCCAUCGGCGCCGUGGGGAGCCUCCCCGGGAAUAUGCCCUGCCCUUUGGCUGGUGCAGGUUCAACCUCAGAGUGAAUCCUCACCUGGAGGCUGGGACACUCACCAAGAAGUGGCACAUGGCAUAUCACGGCAGCAAUGUGGCCGCCAUCCGGAGAGUGCUGGACCGAGGGGAGUUGGGAGCAGGUUCUGCCUCCAUCCUGAGCUGCCGGCCCCUGAAGGGAGAGCCCAGGGGAGGGUUUGAGGAGCCGGGUGAGAACUGUGCACCUCCCCGGGAGGAGCAGCCCCCUCCGGUGCUGCUUUCUCCCUCCCUCCAAUAUGCUGGGGCCGAGACCCUGGCAUCCAAAGUGCAAUUUUGGGACCCCAAAUUCCAGCGGACACACCAGGCCCAGGUGGCAUUCCAGGUGUGUGUGCGCCCUGGCUCCUACACCCCCGGCCCUCCUUCCGCUGUCCUCAGAGAACCUCCUGACCCUCACUUCAGCCCAGCCGAACUUGAGUGGGUAACCAAGGAGAAGGGGGCCACGCUCCUCUAUGCCCUGCUGGUACGGGUGGAAUGA
Pipistrellus nathusii (Nathusius's pipistrelle) is the source of this 4617-nucleotide messenger RNA. The record is from the annotation of a GenBank genome assembly. Lineage: Eukaryota; Metazoa; Chordata; Mammalia; Chiroptera; Vespertilionidae.